AUGGCAAAACUCACCAAAACAGAUCCACACAUCGAUGGCUUUAAGGCACAACAGCUUUCUGUUUCUUUUGUAGGCACAACGGCUUUAAGGCACGCCAGUUCUGCACAUCGACGGCUUUACCUUCUCCUUGUCAACAAAGCAGAGGGCAGGGAUGGUUCAAAGGCAAUAGUAGAGCAAAGGACAGUUGCUAGACGUAUUGGAGAAUUAUGCUUCGACCCGUCAACCACCGAGUUAAGAUAA
This is a messenger RNA of Dovyalis caffra, 240 nucleotides long. NCBI's taxonomy places the organism in Eukaryota, Viridiplantae, Streptophyta, Magnoliopsida, Malpighiales, Salicaceae. The record is from the annotation of a GenBank genome assembly.